AUUACAACCCAAAGUUAUAAAGUCGCUGGGAUCACUAUCGGUUACCGGAAGCGUUUCGGGCUUUCGGCUGUCAUUCAUCAUUUUUGAUCUAUAGAUUUUUACAAAAAAGUUAUUCACUUUUGGACUUAUACCCUUUAUUAAUGUUAGUUGUUAUUCUUUGACAUUCGUGUCUGUUGUAUCCACGUUUCCACGAACGUAAUUAAAGAAAGAUGUCUGGUGAGCCGGAACUGGCACGCACUCCUGAAGAUGAUACCGAGGAGGAGGAAAUCAAGUCUUCGUACAAGCCACCACCGGAGAAGAGCAUUGAAGAGAUCUUAUCGGCCGACCAGGAAGAUGAAUCAUUGAGGAAGUACAAGGAAGCUUUACUGGGGCAGGCUCAAACGGGGCCGGUUAUUGUCGAUGCAAACGAUCCCCGGAAGGUGAUAGUCAAGAAGUUGGCCCUUUGUGUCGCGGAGAGGGACGACCUUGAACUAGACCUGUCAGGAGACCUCACAGAUCUUAAGAAACAGGUGUUCGUGAUAAAGGAAGGUGUCCAGUACAAGAUAAGGAUCGACUUCAUAGUGCAGAGGGAGAUAGUGCAUGGGCUCAAAUACGUUCAGAAGACAUACCGCUUAGGGGUACCAGUCGAUAAGAUGACUCACAUGGUCGGCUCGUAUCCUCCGAAGACCGAGAUCCAGUCAUACACGACGCCGCCCGAAGACGCUCCCUCCGGCAUGAUGGCGCGAGGCUCUUACACUGUGAACAGUCUCUUCACCGACGACGAUAAGAACGUGCACCUCCAAUGGGAAUGGAGCUUCGAGAUCAAGAAAGACUGGAAAGAAUAGAAAAGACCAAGGCUGGAUUGGAGAAGGUGGACUCUGUAAUAGAAGUUAAAACGGUCGCUGUCAGAGUCCAAGUGCCAUAUGACUGUUAUAAAGCACAAUGAACCCAAUCCAAGCCGUCGCCGACUGAGGUUACUGUAUAAGUCUCUCGUACACGUCACAAGAUAUUCCGACGACUCACUAACUUUUGAUACUAUCCGAGUAAUAUGCCUUCAGAUCAGAUAUUUUCGUAGACUAGAGAAAAGACAAGUUCAAUGUAACCGAUCUUCGGUAGCGUAUAAAUUUUAUCGUUAUAACUUUCCUGUAUGAAAUAAAUUUUAAAACUAUAAUAUAUAGCCCUUCGACUUGUCGUUUCUCUAAAAUUUUACAGUUGAGUAUGAGCUGUUCGAGUGUUUUCUCUAUAUAUAAUUUUUUUUUGACAAUACGAUAAUAAUGUUUGAAUUGAAUUAAAUAUAACAAUAAUAAAUAGUUUUCUACAUAUUAUUGUAUUAGAUUAGUGUAGCUUGAAACGUAAUAUUUCAUCAUCUUAGUGCCGAAAACAUCAGUCGAUAUGGACACUAACCAGCAUUCCUGAUACAGCAUUUGAAUCCAUUCAAUUGUCGUACGUAUGGCGUAAGCAAUAAGAACGAUUUUUACCCCGCGAACGGAAUAUAUACUUUACUAACAGACAACUAUCUCUACUACCGUUCGCUAUGUAUAGUUAUCACUAAAUUGGACGCAAUAUAUUUGGUGCACCAAAAAUAUAUAUAUUUUUAAUACCUAGCUUCUAAAUCGGAUGCCAGUGACGCGAUGUGGCAUUGAAGUAUUAUCAUGUUAGAUUUAAAUAGAACUUAAGUGUGUCGCAAUAAAGUACAUUAUCGCGUGAGAACAAAUGCUUGAGUGUGAAAGCUCCAAAUGGUGCUUCCUGGCUGGCCGUUGAAUUCUUAUAAUCCAUAAUAUAGGAUAGUCUCUAUUAAAAAAAAAUAUUUUCUUAUUGUGGCCAGUUAUAUAAACUCUUCACGUGCUUCUCGGAGCAUCACAACCGGCUCAUAAGCUUUUAUACCUUUGACUUCGGUUAGCAUACAAUAGACAAUAGUUGACCGAGCAACAUGAUAAAGACGCCUGAUUGGUCGACUAUUGGCUCCACACACCGUAUAUAUCUCAUGAGUCAUUCUUUAUAAAUGUGUAGUAUUUUCAUGAUUUUAAUGAAAAUGUUAUAAUGUCAUGUAAAUUAUUGUAUGUAUGUAUUAAAAUUCAUAUUAUUCGCUCUUAUUAUGGGAUAGUGUUUAAUUUCUUUGCUAUAUUUUUAAAUGUUUUAUUUACUUAUAGUAACCGAUUUUUACUCCGGAUGUAAAAGUUGUAUUCAAUGUAAUAAAUAGUUUGGCCAAAAAAUAAAGCUUAUUUAUUCAGC
Molecule: messenger RNA, 2211 nt
Organism: Danaus plexippus (monarch butterfly)
Lineage: Eukaryota; Metazoa; Arthropoda; Insecta; Lepidoptera; Nymphalidae
Gene: RhoGDI
Product: rho GDP-dissociation inhibitor 1
Exons: 5
Coding region: 210-824 (204 amino acids)
Biological process (GO): Rho protein signal transduction
Cellular component (GO): cytosol; cytoplasm; membrane
Molecular function (GO): Rho GDP-dissociation inhibitor activity; protein binding
Source: RefSeq, a predicted model, not a curated record